ACGAGCCGGCGGAAUAACCCGCCGACGCCAGUAGGUGCAGUGCACAGAAUCACUCACGACAGACGCUUCAUCGUCUCAGUGAGCCGUUCGCCACAUAAUUUUUUUCCAUCACUUUCAUCUGCUUCUUUCGUCGACGCCCACAACCUAAUCAUCAACCAUGCGGGAAUGCAUCUCUGUCCACGUUGGCCAAGCCGGUGUGCAGAUGGGCAAUGCAUGCUGGGAGCUGUAUUGCCUGGAACACGGUAUCCAGCCUGAUGGCCAGAUGCCCUCAGAUAAGACCAUAGGUGGCGGUGAUGACUCCUUCAACACCUUCUUCAGCGAGACUAGCUCAGGGAAACAUGUGCCGAGAGUUGUCUUUGUUGACUUGGAACCAACUGUAAUAGAUGAAAUUCGUACGGGUACCUAUAGGCAACUGUUCCAUCCGGAACAGCUUGUGACAGGCAAGGAGGAUGCAGCCAACAACUACGCCCGUGGUCACUACACCAUCGGCAAGGAGAUUGUUGACCUUGUGCUGGACCGCAUCCGCAAGCUGGCUGACCAAUGUACUGGUCUUCAAGGUUUCCUCAUUUUUCACUCGUUCGGUGGCGGCACCGGGUCUGGCUUCACAUCAUUGCUCAUGGAACGUUUAUCGGUUGAUUAUGGCAAAAAAUCUAAGCUGGAGUUCUCCAUCUACCCGGCUCCUCAGAUAGCCACAGCAGUUGUGGAGCCUUAUAAUUCCAUCCUUACCACCCAUACCACUCUAGAACAUUCAGAUUGCGCUUUCAUGGUCGAUAACGAGGCCAUCUACGACAUCUGUCGCCGGAACCUGGAUAUCGAGCGCCCUACCUACACCAACCUCAACCGCCUCAUCGGUCAGAUCGUCUCCUCCAUCACCGCCUCCUUGCGCUUCGACGGCGCCCUUAACGUUGACCUGACAGAGUUCCAGACUAACCUGGUGCCCUACCCCCGCAUCCACUUCCCCCUGGCCACCUACGCCCCUGUCAUCUCUGCUGAAAAGGCCUACCACGAGCAGUUGUCCGUGGCCGAGAUCACCAACGCCUGCUUCGAGCCAGCCAAUCAGCUGGUGAAGUGCGACCCUCGUCACGGCAAGUACAUGGCCUGCUGCAUGCUGUACCGCGGUGAUGUUGUUCCCAAGGAUGUCAACGCUGCCAUCGCCAGCAUCAAGACCAAGCGCACCAUUCAGUUCGUCGACUGGUGCCCAACUGGUUUCAAGGUGGGUAUCAACUACCAGCCUCCCACAGUGGUGCCUGGCGGUGACCUGGCCAAGGUGCAGCGCGCCGUGUGCAUGUUGAGCAACACCACGGCCAUCGCCGAGGCCUGGGCUCGUCUUGACCACAAGUUUGACCUGAUGUACGCCAAGCGAGCCUUCGUGCACUGGUACGUGGGGGAGGGCAUGGAGGAGGGCGAGUUCUCCGAGGCACGUGAGGAUCUGGCAGCCCUGGAGAAGGACUACGAGGAGGUGGGAGUGGAUUCUGCUGAAGCCGAAGGUGACGCGGAGGGCGAAGAGUACUAACUUCCAAGAGUACAAAGCAUCUCAGAUGUGUAUAUACAUCCGCACAGUUCCAAAAAAAAUAAAGUCUUGCACAAGAUCUCUUUCAUACCAAUUCCUGGUGUACAUCAAGAAACAUUGCCUAUUUGCAGUAUUAAAGUACUUGUGUACCUUUUGCACUGAAGAGGUUUGAUAUUGCAAGUAUUAAAUGAUUCUUGGAAACUGAAA
Pomacea canaliculata is the source of this 1717-nucleotide messenger RNA. Its product is annotated as tubulin alpha-1A chain-like. Lineage: Eukaryota; Metazoa; Mollusca; Gastropoda; Architaenioglossa; Ampullariidae. Gene Ontology annotation, cellular component: cytoplasm; microtubule. The coding region runs from base 158 to 1513 and encodes 451 amino acids. The transcript is spliced from 5 exons. Gene Ontology annotation, biological process: mitotic cell cycle; microtubule cytoskeleton organization. The record is from RefSeq and is a predicted model, not a curated record. Gene Ontology annotation, molecular function: structural constituent of cytoskeleton; GTP binding.